Molecule: messenger RNA, 570 nt
Organism: Sycon ciliatum
Lineage: Eukaryota; Metazoa; Porifera; Calcarea; Leucosolenida; Sycettidae
Exons: 1
Coding region: 1-570 (189 amino acids)
Molecular function (GO): protein binding
Source: RefSeq, a predicted model, not a curated record
AUGUCCUCUCCAGCCACUACGCCCGAGGAUGUCCUGGAUUUCUGGUUUUCUCUAGCUCCUGAGGAGCACUUCAAAGUGAAUCCGGAGUUAGAUGAGAAGAUUCGCGCUAAGUUUAGCCAGUUGCACGAUCAGGCAAGUGCUGGACAAUUGGACUGCUGGAAAGAUGGUGUUGAGUCAUGCCUGGCACUGACUAUUAUUCUGGAUCAGUUUUCCAGGAACAUGUUCCGUGGCUCAGGCGAUAUGUAUGUCAAUGAUGUGUUGGCGUUGGCCGUGGCCAGCCAUGCUCUAGAACAGGACUAUCACAGGUGCCUCCCAGUACCACGUGCAAGUUUCUUUUUCUUGCCAUUCAUGCACAGUGAGGAAAUGAGUGAUCAGCACAGGUGCGUCCAACUCUACCGUGCUGAGUGUGACACAAACGGAGCAGCUCCUGCUGCUUCGCUCGACUUAGCUAUAAGGCAUAAGUACAUAGUGGAGCGCUUUGGCAAAUUUCCACAUCGCGAUGCGCUACUGGGCCGCAAGUCGACAGCAGAAGAAUUGGAGUUUCUCACUCAGCCUGGAUCGUCUUUCUGA